GGAAAAACACUACUCUGUUUCUGGAACUAGGAGGGCGACCGAUUUCAGAUUGCAGAUCGUGCGGACAUUUUCCCUUUUCAUUUUGGUAAGUUGGAUAUGGACGCCAAUUCUAGAAUCCCACCCGCGCAUGGUUACUCCAAUCCCCACAACACCGCCGCCGCUGCCACCAGCAUUCUUCUGCCGACCGCCACGGCGGACGACGCUUCGGCGUCGAGCAGAAGGUUGGACCGAGCGGAUUGGCCAACCAUCGAUGGCCCCCUUGGCCUUUCACACGAGGAGUCUCUGACCUACGCCUCCAGAUUCUUCAAAUUGGGGUUUUUGUUCCUGCCGAUGCUUUGGGGCAUAAAUUGCUUCUAUUUCUGGCCCAUCCUUCGCCAUCCCAGUACUUAUCCUUCACACCCCCGCCUGCGCCACUAUCUUGUUGGAUCAGCAAUCGGGUUCUCCUUGUUUGCAGCGGUUCUAUGCUCAUGGGCUUUUACCUUUGCCAUAGGUGGGGAGCGUCUAUUUGGCCACAUUUGGUCGGAAUUGGUAAUGUACAAUUUUGCUGAUAAAUAUGGCUUGACUGGGUGGAUCUAGAUAUGAUUGUAGUUUGCUAUAUUUGAGAAUUUGCUAAGGUACUUUGUGUCAUGGCUUGUAACUAUUACCUUAACAAGAUGAAUAUGAAUCUUCUACUUGUAUCCAAUGGUUACAUGUGUAUGAGCAGGCAAGAUACUGUCUUUUUGAGAAAAAAAAGAAAAGAAAAAAAGGGAAAAGGAUUUGGGGUGUUCUAUGGGGUUCUGGCUGUUUAAUAUAUGAAAAGAUUUCUGGUGUAUUUAAA
Andrographis paniculata is the source of this 817-nucleotide messenger RNA. Its product is annotated as probable gamma-secretase subunit PEN-2. The record is from RefSeq and is a predicted model, not a curated record. The transcript has 2 exons. Gene Ontology annotation, cellular component: gamma-secretase complex. The coding region runs from base 97 to 576 and encodes 159 amino acids. NCBI's taxonomy places the organism in Eukaryota, Viridiplantae, Streptophyta, Magnoliopsida, Lamiales, Acanthaceae.